GUUUUUUGUUUAGGUUAACUAUAGUUUACACCCAAGAGCUUGUUUGACCCUGGUAUCUUAAGUACAGAAGCAAAGAAAGGGUUGUUAUUUUGAAUGUGAAGAAGUAAACUUUCAACCAUUUGCUUGGAAGCCUGUUCUGUUGGGAAUGGCAAGAAAUCUACCCACAGCUUUCUUCAUCUAGGUUUGGCUCAGCACUCAGAAGUGAAAAACUCUCUUCUCAAUGGAAGAUGAUUGUGAACCUGAGCAUAGCUCCUGGGCUCAUUUACCUGAUGUCUGUUUGAGGCACAUCUUCCACUGGUUAGAUGACAGAGACAGAUCUCGGGCUGCCUUGGUGUGUAAGAAAUGGAGUUGGGCCAUGUACUCAGGAUCCCUCUGGAGAAGAAGAAUCAUCACAUUCUAUGGCCGACAGUCAAGAGCACGGACACUGGAGUUUCAAAGUGCGCUGUGGUAUGUCAAGAAAUUUGGCAAGUAUUUGGAGCACCUCGAGAUCAAAUUAUCAAAUCCUUACAAUAGUGCCUUUACCCGGAAAUUUCAAGUGACUAUGAGAGGUCUUCUUUCACAUCUGGGUAAGUGUAACAGUCGCCUAGUGUCCCUGAGCAUCAAGUACCUGGAAUUAGACUGCUUGAGCUGGAAAAAUACGGUCAGGGCUCAGUUUAUCAAGAACUUAGCUACCUUCCUGAAAAGAAUGAGCAAACAGCUUGAUUAUCUCAACUUAAAAGGAGCAAGAGUAACUGUGGAAGAAGGCUGUGAUCUUCUAAAUUCUCUGAGCUGCGUGACAAAUAAAAGCUUUGUCUCUGAAAUCAAUAUUGAGGAUUACUUCAGUCUCCACCUUCCUGUCUACAGCAGCACCUUGUUCCACCAGACUAUGUCCAAGUUCCACAGCCUGGUCAUCCUGACUUUUAAUUAUAACUGCAUCUCUGAUGAGCUGCUGGACAUCCUUCAAGAGCACAGCGCACAUUCCCUGUGCACCUUGAAUAUCAAAUGUCAUAUCCGUGACCCACAUGGACAAGUAGUCUUGGGAAUGUCGUGGGCAAACCUGGCUAAGAGAGCCCCAAAACUGAAAGUGAACUUCUUCUUUGAAAGAGUGAUGAAGAACGAUCACCUAGCCAAGAUCCUGCUAGUGGAGAUCCCAGUAAGGAGCAUCAGUCUACGGAGCUGCUAUUUCAGUAACCCAGACUGGACAAUGAGACCUACCCUCACCAACCUCCUUCCAGCCUAUUGGUGUGUUCUGCAGAAAUUGACACUGGAAUUAAACAAUGUGCAUGAGCUGCUGGAUGAUGAGCUGCUGCAGCUCAUCUUAACAUCCAAGAGGCUGUUAUUCCUGAAAGUCUGGGCAUUUCUAAGUGUCACCUUUAUCGAGAGGCUGCUACAAAACCGUGCGGAAAGGAAAUGCAUUUUGACUACCAUAAAGCAUUAUCGUCUGCGAACCACUCACAGCAAUGGGGCUUUCCAGUGUACUUUACCAUGUACAGAAUACCAUAGAAGUUUAAUUAACAAGCCCCCAAAAUUUCACAAGGCCUUCCUAGACUGAGGCUCCCUCUAUUGCUACUAGUUCAAGCUAGGGAUUCUCAAUCACCCUGGUCCAGUGUUUAUGCCUAUUCUUACAUCAAGGCAGGUGGGUUGAGUCCCACUAAACUGCAAAAAGAUCUAAACACAUCUCACAUCAACAAUGCUGUGUUGAGCUAGAGCCAGACCACAACUGUAGCUGGUGUAAACCAUGCUGUCAUGCUACUUCGUGUGCUAGAUUCUGAAUUCUGUAGAUCCUCACAGACCAGUGCAGAUCCCAGGGAUGCUUCAGUUCCAGGGGUAAAAGGAACCUUGCUUUUCCCAAAAUGUCUUUGGCAGAUGAUGUUUGCAGUCAGUUUGGAGUGAAAACAGAGUAAAACCUCAAGAUUUAAGUCAAACCCAAGGAAUCUGGCAUCUCUAGAUUCUUCAUUAGUCACAAAGGCUUCUUGUCAUGAGCUUUAAUGAGCUUAGCCUGCUCCAUAUACCUGAGACAUGAUUGUCA
Messenger RNA from Pezoporus occidentalis (night parrot), 2008 nucleotides. It is a transcript of the gene FBXO39, whose product is annotated as F-box protein 39. The record is from RefSeq and is a predicted model, not a curated record. Gene Ontology annotation, molecular function: protein binding. Bases 221 to 1531 code for a protein of 436 amino acids. Lineage: Eukaryota; Metazoa; Chordata; Aves; Psittaciformes; Psittacidae. The transcript has 3 exons.